Oncorhynchus mykiss (rainbow trout) is the source of this 3444-nucleotide messenger RNA. NCBI's taxonomy places the organism in Eukaryota, Metazoa, Chordata, Actinopteri, Salmoniformes, Salmonidae. The record is from RefSeq and is a predicted model, not a curated record.
CUAUCUGAAACCACUCAGUCGUAACGAUAGCAGCUAGUUGGCUAGCUAUCUUUGGUUUUUAGUUUCAGUGCUAACUAGCUACAUAUCGGAUACUUAUCUAGUUUACUACCAAAUGUGUCACAGUGAUGUCUGCUUUCCAGUAACUCGAUAAAAGACGCCAAGAUCAUGGCUAAUGUUUGAAAUGAUAUACUAUUAGCUAACGUUACAGUAGCUAGCAAAAUAAAUACAUUAAUUGGCAGUUUCUGUAUGAAUUAUAGUUAGUUGGCUGGCCAGUGAUAUCCAGUGAUGCUUUCUGUAGUCAGGUGUCAUGAUGACCACCAUCGUCCAUGACACCACUGAGGCGGUGUGUCUGUGUCAGGAGUACAACCUGUUCUUGAAACCCAUCGCCAAGAUGACGGUGAGUGUGGCACUGCCCCAGCUGAAGCUGCCUGGGAAGAGCAUCUCUAACUGGGAAGUGAUGGAGAGGUUGAAGGCCAUGGUAGCUCCUGAACAGUUCUCUGCCCUCAGGAUCUCUAAGAGCACCAUGGACUUCAUCCGUUUUGAGGGCGAAGUGGAGAAUAGAGGGGUGGUGAAGAUCCUGCUGGCCAAACUGGAUGGGAAGAGCAUCAAACUCAGCGGCUUCACUGACAUACUCAAGGUGCGUGCGGUAGAGAAUAAGAUGGACUUCCCGACACGUUAUGAUUGGGACUCGUUCUUCCGUGACGCCAAGGACAUGAACGAUACUGUUCCAGGAGAGAGGCCAGACACCAUCCACCUGGAGGGCCUGCCCUGUCGCUGGUUUAUCCUGCCUGACGGACCCCCCGACCGGCCCUCCGAGACCGCCCUGCAGGCGGUCUUCCAGGGUUUUGGUCCGGUGCGUCAGGUGGACAUCCCCAUGCUGGACCCGUACAGAGAGGACACUCUUGAUAAGAACUUCAACACCUUCACCUUCGGCGGCCAUCUUAACUUUGAGGCGUACGUCCAGUAUCAGGAUUAUGAUGGCUUCGCCAAGGCCAUGGACACACUGAGAGGCAUGAAGCUCAUGUACAAAGGAGAGGAUGGCAAGGCUGUGGCCUGCAACAUCAAGGUGACCUUUGACACCAGUAAGCACCUGAGUGAUGUGGCUCUGAAGAGACGCCAGCAGGAACGACUGAGAAUACAGGAGCUGGAGAGACAGAGGGAGGAGCAGAAACGCAGAGAGAAGGAGGAGGAGGAACGCAAGGAGGAGGAGAGGAAACACAAAGAGGUGGAGGAGGAGGAAAAGGUGCAGAGGAAAGUGGAGAGGAUACGGAAACGAGAGCAGAAGCUGAGAGAGAGGGAAGAGAAGAGGAACAUAAAGAAGGUGAAGAGGAGGCAGGAGGUGGAGCAGAAGAAGUUGCAGUUGAAGAUCGCGACGGAGGAGAGAAGGCUGUUGUUGGCUCAGCGGAACCUGGAGUCUAUACGCCUUAUGGCUGAACUACUGGGCAGGGCCAAGGCUCUGAAACAGCAGCAGCAGGAGAAAGAGAGAGCGGAAAGAGAGGAGCAAGAUAAGGAGGAGUUAGCCAGGCAAAAGGAGGAGUUAGCCAGGCAGAAGGAGGAGUUAGCGCGGCAGAAGCAGCUCGAGGCCUGCAGGCGGGAGCAGGAGGCGGAGCUGAGACGUGUGGAGUUAGAGAAGGGGCGUGCCUUGGAUCUGCAACGCAGAGAGAGAGAGCUGAGGGAGAGACUGGUUAGUAACCUGCUGAAGAAGGCUGGAGGAAAGGGAGAGAACCAGACCUCUAUCACCCAGCCCUCUGCCCUGACCAUGCCCAGGGGAGAGAGCUCCGACCUGGGGAAGACGGCCAGGGCCCUGGGGGUGAACGGGGUUAGACCAAGGGGAGAGGAGAGCCCCAGAGCUACCGUACGAUCACACGUCACUGAGAAACAGAUAGGAGAGAGGGAGAAGAGGCGAGGAGAAUGGGAGGAGAGGCGAGGGGGCAGAGAGGACAGGGAAGGAGGCAUGGAGGAGAGAAGAGGUUAUGGAUUGAGAAGUAGAGAGGUGAGGGAGAGGAGUCGGUCCCACAGCCGGGGCAGGAGGUGGUACAGCCGGACACGCAGCGGUAGCAGGAAAAGAAGAAGCUCUAGUAGAAAGAGUAGUGAUAGUCAGAGGAGAAGGAGAAGUGAUAGCAGACGGAGGAGAAGUGGUAGUUCUAAGAAGAAGAGAAGCUAUAGCAGGGGGAGGAGUGGUAGUUGUAUCCACAGGAGACACAGUCACCAUGGACGGGGCUGCAGCAGCAGGAGCACGAGCCGUGAUUGGAGCAGAAGCUCUAGUGGGAGGAGCCACAGCAGAUUGAGGAGGACACAUAGACAUAGAGACAGCAGGCACAGAUCUAGUAGCAGCAGCUCUAGGAGUAGAGAGAGGAGCAGCGAGAAAGACAGGAGCAGGGAGAAGGAGAGGAGUGGAGACAGGAGCAGCGAUAGAGACAGGGACUCCAGGAAGCAUAGUAGUAGUUAUUCCAGACGACACUAAACGGUCAACACAGCCAGAGGAGACAGAAGAGGACCCUAUGCCUGGGCCUAGUUUAAGUAAUACACGGUCAGGGUGGUUCUGUAUGCUGCUACACACUGUCUCUGGACCAUAUCAGCUUCUUACAGUCUCCACACACACACACACCUCUUUCUCUCCCUCCCUCCACCAAUGCUCUUCGUUCAUCUGUAGGUUACAGAAUGCUACACUGCUAUUAUGUUCUGUUUGACACAUGUAGUGUAGAUGCCAUAUGUACUGUAGUUUGAUCACUUGGUUAGUAUGUGUCUCCUUUGAGGAAAGAUAGAAAAAAUACUUAAACUUUUUAGGGUCACAGUGAAUGGCCUGUUUUGUGUUUCAGAAUAACAAUAUUACUGGGUUUCUGGGAACUGUAGUUCAGUAUUAGAGCAGGGAUCUUUAGUCCUAUGGCCAGACACCACACAGUCUCAGUAGAUAGACAGCUGAAGUCUAAGUCAAGUGUUUUCCCCUAGGAUAAAGAGAACGAAGCCAAAGACAAUCAGACAAAAAAAUGUCCAACAGCUUAACCAGACACACGUUUCCGAAUUCCACGUCUAACCACCAGACUAGACAGUAGUUUCAGUUCUAACUUGAUGUCACUAGAACAUAAAGUGGUUCUGUGAGAUUUAAUGAUGUCUGCAGUGUUCUGGUGAGAGAGAAUUGUAGGUGACUUUGUUUUGACGCACCAACCCCAGACUGAAGCCUAGUGUCACCAUGUUAACUUUUUGAAUGGUGUUCCUGCUAGUUCAAGCCAGGAGCCUGCCUGUCUGUGUACAUUUAAUUUGCCUUAUUGAUGAGUGUGUGAACAGAGCAGAGUGAGUGGGUAACGUUGUAUAUAGGUUGUAUAAAGGUUCAGGGGGUCGUCAAUCUGCUGUAUAUGCUCAUGUUUCUCUGUUCUGAUGGGUGGCUGCAUGUCCUCAACACACUGUGUCAUUUUAUUUGUUGAAAUAAAGAAACGACAGAAAAUA